Helobdella robusta is the source of this 2602-nucleotide messenger RNA. RefSeq lists its product as hypothetical. Lineage: Eukaryota; Metazoa; Annelida; Clitellata; Rhynchobdellida; Glossiphoniidae. Gene Ontology annotation, cellular component: axoneme. The record is from RefSeq and is a predicted model, not a curated record. Bases 192 to 2168 code for a protein of 658 amino acids. Gene Ontology annotation, biological process: intraciliary transport. The transcript is spliced from 9 exons.
CAAAUAUUGUGCAAUAUAAUAUCAAUGGUGCUGUCAAGCUAUUAAAUUUCUGACGUGCAACUGUUGCUAAGUAGAAUGUAAGCAAAUAAAAAGCCCAUUGUAUGGUAUUUUGAUGUCGGCAGGGUAGGUCUGAAUUGAAAGGCACACAACUGCACAACUAUAAAAUCGUUGUCGGCCCACUUGAAAUUAUAAUGAAUUCCCAGCCUGCUGUGAACAGGAAUAAUAAAGAAUCAUAUCCAAAAUCAAAUAAUAAAAUGAGUGAUGAAGAUUACAGUGAUGAAGAUGGCAGCUACAGAAGUGGAAGUUACACUGAGUCCGAAUCAAAUGCCUCUUAUUCUGACGGAGGAUCGAAAAAAACUAUCAAUGAUUCCAAAAGAGAUUCAAAAACACCAAAAAAGUCACAAGUUCACCAAAAAAACCCAGCUUUGGUUAGAGGGGUGCCAAGAGGAACCAUUUACAAGAAACGUGCAGCUGUAGGUGCUGGUGGAGAUUCAGUUACAGAAAAAGUUCUAUCAGAAAAUAAAAUUAAAAUAGGAGAGUUGAGAAAUAAGAACAGUGAAUUGUUGGAAUUGAUUUCAAAGUAUGAAUAUGAAAACAGAGAUUUGAUGAGGAUAAUAAGAAAACAAGAGAAACAAUUAAAAACCUUUCAAGAACAAGAGAACUCGAUGCCAGUGUUGAUACAGCGUCAGACGGCAGAAAGUCACGCCAUGUACGAACAGAUGAGAAACUUGAAAGAGAAACUUCGCAAUCAGGAGAAAAAAAUCAAAUCAGCCGACGACGAACUUGAGCAGAAACAGAAACAACUGAAGAAGAUGAAGGCUCUCGUCGACGACAGUCAUUUAUUGGAGAGAGAUGAGCUGACUCAAAAGCUGAAGAACAUUGAAGCUGAACUGCAGAACAAGAGCGAAAUCAUCAGAAAUUUAGAAAGACACAUAGAAAACUUGAACAAGAAUCACAAGCACGAGUUGGGUUUGAAGAAAGCCAAGCAGCAAGCCACAGUUUCUGAGGUGGACGCCCUGAGAGCUGAAAUUGAUCGAAUGCAGAUGCUGCUACAUGAGAAGGAAAAAGAGUUAUCAGUCUUGAACAUCUAUGCACAGCAGAGAUUUCAGAUGAAGCCGCCCCACCGCCUCACUAGCUCCAUAAGGUCCACACCCGUCUUCGACAAGCAGGGCAACCCCCAGAGCAUGAGAGGAAAAAAAGAUACAAACAUCAACAAAGAACGUCUACAGGAUCAUUCUAGAAAUCAACUUGUCCAUAACCCUAACGCGAAUGUUAACAUCAACAACGUCCCAACAAAACAAAAAAGAUCCAACUCACCUGAAAUAAAACUCAACAAAUCCUUGCCAAAUGAUGCAAAAGUCUCAACUCGUUUCACUCAGAACAUGGCAACAAGUAGCACUACGACCAGCACCAACCCACACGCUAAGCAGCCAAACACUCAAAAUAAAUUACAUGGUAUUAACGAGGAGAAAACUAACAAAAAUCGGGAAAAAGAAGAAAUAGAGAAGAAAAUAAAAGAGAUGGAGAGAGAAACAAAAAUGAAAGUGAUGAAUCAAAAUGGCGGAGGGAUUUUUAACAGUCAUAACAAAAAAGUUUUAGAGGAAUCUCCUAGUAAAGAUCGAAUGAAAGCCAAAGAUCAGCAAGAAAAUCAGAAAGAAGUGCUGCUAAACAAGAUGAAAGAAAUUGACGGAUCUGUCAAUGUUUCGAAAUCUUCAUCCAAACAAAACGUGAAAAAAUCAAUCUUUGAUGACGACGACGACGAUCUACAGUUUGCAUCGUACAAACCUUCUUUCUUGAAUGACACAUCCAACAAGAGCAACAACCACAAUCACAAAUCUUCCAACAAACCGGUCAGCGUGAAGAAGAGGGAUGAUUUAUUUUCGGAACUUUUUGAUGACAAACAUAAGGACGACGAUGAGGAUUUUAUUUUUGGGGCCAAAAAAACCACCUCAUCUUAUACGACCACGUCGAAAUCGCCAAUAUUCUUCAACCUGAACACCACCACUACCAACAGCAACAACAGCAACAAUAACAACGUCAACUCGAGGAAUGCACUGAACUCCAAGACGAAUCACCUUCCUAAAAAAAGCAAACAAAGUCUGGCCACCUUGAAUGGAAUCGAUUCAGAUGACGACGACGUUGGCUUUCGUGAAUUAAAAUUUAAAUAAACAGUUUUAUUGAGUUAUUCAUUUAAUUGUAUAGUCAAGGUAAUUUUAUUACGUUUUAUUAAAGGUGUUUUGAGUGUUUUUAUUUAAUUGUAUUAAUUAUUUGAUAUCUGAUGAAUUUAAUAUAUAUAUAUCUAAUAUAUUUAAUUUUAUUUAUUGAUUAGUUUACUUUAAAAAUAAAAUUACCUCAAUAAAAAUACUCUGAAAUGAAAAACCAAAUAAAAAACUUUGUAGGUGACAAACAUGUAAACACAGUCAAUUUAUUAUACAAUAGCAACACCGUAUGUUAUACAACUUAAAAAUACUUUUGUUUUUAGGCAUAGUAUACAAUAAUCAUUUUAAUGACAGCAUUUAUAACCGAAUUUGUAACUAAUAAUUAUUUUCAUGUUUUGCAGAUACGGAUGCAUAUAUGAGUAUAUAAGUAAACAUAUAUAUAU